AGGAGGGAGGAACUCCGACAGCAGCAGAAAAGUCAACCAGGAAACAGAAGCUGCUAAACUGACCCACCGUCCCGGUCUGACGGCUCGACGGCGGCGUUAACAUUGACAACAAGACAAUAAAACCAGUACAGGAUUUCAAUUUGAUAUCGAAGUCAAUACAAAGCAGCGACAUGGCUUCCCUUUUCAAGAAGAAGACUGUCGACGACAUAAUCAAAGAGCAGUCUAAGGAGCUGCGUGGCACUCAGAGACAGAUCACAAGGGACAGAACGGCGCUGGAGAGACAAGAGAAACAAAUGGAGGCAGAGAUUAAGAAGAUGGCAAAGAGCGGUAACCGUGAGGCGUGUAAGAUCCUCGCCAAGCAGCUGGUCCAGCUAAGGAAGCAGAAAAACCGGACGUACGCUGUCAGCUCUAAGGUCACUUCCAUGUCUACGCAGACAAAAGUCAUGAACUCCCAAAUGAAAAUGGCCGGGGCCAUGUCCACCACAGCCAAGACGAUGCAAGCAGUGAAUAAAAAGAUGGAUCCACAAAAAACAUUGAAGACCAUGCAGGACUUCCAGAAGGAGAACAUGAAGAUGGGCAUGACUGAAGACAUGAUCAACGACACCUUGGAUGAGAUCUUUGAUGAAUCAGGGGAUGAGGAAGAAUCUCAGGACAUCGUGAACCAGGUUCUGGAUGAAAUUGGCAUUGAGGUCUCAGGAAAGAUGGUGAGGGCUCCAGCUGCAGGAAAGAGCGUCCCCGGCGCCGCCGCCUCCUCCAAAGCCACCAUCUCUGACGACGAGAUUGAGAGACAGCUCCGAGCACUGGGAGUGGACUAAUUAGCACUUUUUUGUAUUAAUGUUCACAUGAUAACCCAGUGCGACAUUAGUACUGAUUGUUGCAGACUGUCAGACAUAUUGAUUUUGUCAUGGUUUUAAAUGCUACAGGUGUAAGAAAGGGUGCACACUAACGCACACACAUAUACACACUCCUUUCGACAUACAUUACAUAUUCUCACAUUCUUCAGCAGGUUGCCUUUCAGAGGACGAAGGUAGAACAUCUGAUCUAUUUAUGCAGAUUUUUUUUUUUAUUCUGAUAUCAGAAUGUCCUCAGUCAGAUGGUAAGACAAUAAUAGAUGCUUAACGACAAGAACCACGUACACUGUUGUUUACCAGUUUUUUCUGUCCAUUUAAGGGCUACAGUGUAUAUGUUGCCUUGGAGUUGGCUUUUCACCUCUGAUGUCAAACUUGAGUGUGUUAUAUAAUCAGUUUCCUUGACUGAAAAUGGAUGAUUCGUGCUAAUUAAAAAGUGCUUGGGGGGUUGACGAUAAGCAGAUGCAACUCGUAAUUUUCUUAUUUACCUGCUUUCUAUAUUAACGUCUGUUAUUUUUCUGUCUCUCAGAGGCGAACUGUGUCGGGUUUUCUGCUCUUUUGUGGGGUAAAAUAAUAUCCUGCAGCGUUGCAGAUGGCACAGACAAGUGAUACAAGGCUACACGGGCGUCAUCACACCGUCGAUAACUGUCGGCUCACAGAGUAAACAAACUGGUCAACAACGUAAUUAAUUCUCAUGUUCUUAAAAUCCUUGGCUGGUGUGCGACGACAUACAUAUGCAUGCGGAAAGUGUAACUGGCAUUGAUGCCCUUUAGUAAUGAGUAACAGCCUUCACUUGCAUGAGCUGAUGAGACAGAUUGAUCUGAGGGUCGAACUUACGAGUAAUUAAUUAACACCUCUGAAGUUGCAACGCUGCACAGAUUGUGAGACAAAACCUAAGCAAACACAAAUUGGGACAAAUGAAAGACUUGCAUAUAGAAGAGUUCUGAAUCAGUCGUUUGAUGCUACUGAGUAAUUAAUUUUUUUUUCCUUCUUGGUUGAUGCUUUGCUAUCUGAUUGUGUAUCUUAUUGGAUUUGGGAUUUUACAGUGAUUGUAGGAUGGCACUGGUUCCUGCGGUCCCUCUUCUCUUUCAGCUGCUGUGCAGCUACUGUCGUUUGAUAUUUUAAGCUGCCACACACACACACAAAUACACACACUUACAGAGAUGCACUAUGACAGCAAAAUUACGGAAAUGUUUGCUAAUUUGUCACUGUGAUUUCAGAGAUGCUUUUUCUUCAGAGACAAUGUGGAUUUCUCUCCAGAGAUAUGUUCAUGUUAGCUUCAUCAGAGCGACAAAGACGCCUCAUAUUAAUGUACUUUUCAUUGUCGAAGUACAACAUUCAAUCCUGCAUGUGUGCGACAAAUUACAAUAUCAGCAUUAUUUGUUAUUACAAGCAGUAACAUGUUUUUUGACAUUAAGUGCAGUUCCAUUAAGAAAUUCCCACUUUUCAAAAAAAGGCAUCCAUAUGUAUACUCCUUUCUUUCCCUCUUUAUCAUUGUUAAGUGACUCUGUAAAGGGUUGAAGGCUUUUUAUAAGGAAUAAAGUUUCUUCAGGUACAA
Solea senegalensis (Senegalese sole) is the source of this 2406-nucleotide messenger RNA. It is a transcript of the gene chmp2ba, whose product is annotated as charged multivesicular body protein 2Ba. Gene Ontology annotation, biological process: endosome transport via multivesicular body sorting pathway; late endosome to vacuole transport; protein transport. The record is from RefSeq and is a predicted model, not a curated record. Lineage: Eukaryota; Metazoa; Chordata; Actinopteri; Pleuronectiformes; Soleidae. The coding region runs from base 171 to 815 and encodes 214 amino acids. Gene Ontology annotation, cellular component: multivesicular body; ESCRT III complex. The transcript has 6 exons.